Danaus plexippus (monarch butterfly) is the source of this 3294-nucleotide messenger RNA. RefSeq names its product putative inorganic phosphate cotransporter. Gene Ontology annotation, molecular function: transmembrane transporter activity. The transcript has 10 exons. Lineage: Eukaryota; Metazoa; Arthropoda; Insecta; Lepidoptera; Nymphalidae. Gene Ontology annotation, biological process: monoatomic anion transport; transmembrane transport. The record is from RefSeq and is a predicted model, not a curated record. The coding region runs from base 209 to 1732 and encodes 507 amino acids.
UCAGUGGUAAUCAUUGAUAGGUGAGAAUCCACGUUUUCAACAUGUUUAAGUUUUAUACAUGGAUAUCGACUGCGCAGUACAACGGUGCGCGAGAGUUGUCCGAUUGGCGCUAUAGUGAAUAGACGUACACAUGUUGAAAACUUUGUGAACACGGCUGUACGAAAACGACGUCACUGUUGCUGCUCUAGUUUAUAUAUUUAUAGUUGCGAUGAUACCGAAAUGGAGACGGCAAAUAACAAAGUUAUUUUUAAUACCCCAGCGGUAUGUUCUCGGAAUCAUGGGUCUCUUGGCGGUGUGCAACGCAUACACCAUGCGAGUUUGUUUAAAUUUGGCUGUUACACAGAUGGUCAAUAAUACUAAGAAUGAGGAAUCGCACUUCGAUCCUGAUGCCUGUCCUGACGAGAGCGAGAUCUUCGUCAAUGGAACUGUUACGUCGAAACCACAUGCAAUAUUUGAAUGGUCCGAAUCGACGCAGGGGUUAAUUCUAAGUGGUUUCUAUUAUGGAUAUGCUAUUACACAUGUUCCGGGGGGUUAUUUAGCAGAAAGGUACGGUGGAAAAUGGACAUUAGGAAUUGGACUCCUGAGUACAGCUAUUUUUACCCUCCUAACACCAAUUGUUGUGAAGGCUGGCGGAGCGACAUGGUUAUUUAUACUUCGUGUUCUACAAGGGAUGGGAGAGGGUCCCACAAUGCCCGCUCUGAUGAUAGUUCUAGCUAGAUGGGUUCCUCCACACGAGCGCUCACGUCAGGGUGCUGUCGUGUUUGGUGGUGCUCAGAUCGGUAACAUCUUCGGUUCUUUCAUGUCUGGUUUCCUAAUGGCGGGUGGAGGCGACUGGGCCAAUGUAUUUUACUUCUUUGGCUGUUUCGGGAUUCUGUGGUUUGUUGCUUGGAGCAUAUUCUGCUACAGUACUCCAAACACGCAUCCGUUUAUAUCUGAAGAAGAAUUGAAAUACCUCAACGAGACCGUUACAAGCGCUGAGACAUCUAGUGUAAGAGAUCCCGUACCUUGGAAAGCUAUUGUACGUUCCGUUCCAGUGUGGGCCCUUUUGUUUGCUGCGGUGGGACAUGAUUGGGGAUAUUACACUAUGGUGACAGAUUUACCGAAGUACAUGACUGAUGUCUUAAAGUUCAAUAUUGCUACAACGGGUACCCUCACAGCGAUCCCAUAUUUGGCUAUGUGGAUAAGUGCCUUCAUAUUUGGAUGGGUUUGCGACGUAUGUGUUCAGAGGAACUGGCAUUCCAUUAAAACUGGAAGGAUAAUUCAUACAACAAUAGCGGCCACUGGACCAGCAAUUUGUAUAAUACUAGCGUCAUACGCCGGGUGCGAUCGUUUUGCUGCCGUUGCAUAUUUUAUAGCGUCCAUGGCUCUUAUGGGAGGUUUCUAUAGUGGGAUGAAGGUGAAUGCUCUUGACCUGGCGCCCAAUUAUGCAGGUUCCUUGACUGCAAUGAUUAAUGGCACUUCAACAAUAUCUGGCAUCAUAACACCGUAUCUGAUAGGCCUUUUAACUCCUGAUUCGACAUUAAAACAAUGGCGAGUGGCUUUCUGGGUAUGUUUUGCUGUUCUCGUCGGAACGAAUGUUAUUUACAAUAUCUGGGCUGAUGGCAAACAGCAGUGGUGGGACGAUGUUAGACAAUAUGGUUACCCCGAAAAUUGGAAGCAUGGUCCACUCAAGAUGGCUACUAAGGAUAGCGAAAAAAAUAAGAAGAAAGAAGCUCAAGGAACUGCACUUUAGAGAAUUAUUUAUAAUGUGAAAUUAUUUAUGCCUGGUUGUAUUUGGUGUAACCACAAUAUGGAAGUCAGUCGUUGAUAGUUAGACAUAAAGCUUUUAAAACACCUUCUAUUGUGAUGGUAAAGAAAUAAUUAGUAGCUAAUCGUUUACAAAAAAAAAAAAAACGAUAAGAAUAACACUAUCAUCCUGUAAGUUUUAGAGAUUAUGCCUUAAUAGUGCCAUGUCAGUCGAUUUUAAAAACUUGGUUUUGAAGAUUUUUUAAUGAGAAUUAAGUGAAUGCAUGAAUAAGAAACUCUGCGAUUGAAACAUUGUUGAAAUAUAAAAAUUUAAUGUUGUAUUAGUAGAGGUCGGAUAAGUUCUUCUAAGUAGCACAUGAUAGUAUAUCAAGAUUACUUAACAUACAUAUGUAAUUAAAAUUAUUAUGAUUCGAGACAAAAACAAUGUAAUUAAUUUAAUGUCGAGUCGAAAAUUAUUGUUAAAAGCAAUGUAACUUUGCUUUAUUUUUUUAAUAAUAACAUUUGUAAAUGCCUUUCUGUAAACACUGAAUACGAUACGCUUGAUAAAGCAUUUACGAAGCAAUUAUUGACUUUGGCCUGUUUUGUUUAUAUCAUGGAAACGGUGCGGAAAUAACCGGGGAGUGUAAAUAUAAUUGUAUUUAUUGCAAAUAUUCAAUUUCGAAUAUAUUGAACGAAUAUUUAAAUCGUACAUGAAUGUAACGGAAUUAUAAUUUGAAUGUAAAAAUAUGUAUAAAUGUUUUUUAUUACGCAUUUUAAGUUCAAUUUACUUCUUAUAAGUCGUUGUUCCUUAAAAGUUAACGUUUCUAUGAAAUGUGCUAAUCAAGUGAUCCCAGAGAGUGAAUUAUAUUAAGUAUAAAUAAUAAAUAGUAAGUUGAACUUUUUGUAAAUAUUAUUAUAAAGACGUAAGUAGGAAGUUACCACAUAUAAUUUAUGUAGUUACCAUAUUUGAUAAAAUAUUAAACGUGUUAGUAACAAUUCAUUAAACUGAAUAUACGAUAUUUUUGUGUUGUUUUUGCUCACGAUUCUUGUAUUCAUUUUUCUCUGAUGAUUAAUCAUUUAUUUAUUUAGAUUACAUAUAUAUUUGUGAUUUUCAUAUAAGAUUUAUUUAUAUAAUCACAUAUUUAUGAAAAUUAUUAUACCAGAAGAUCUUCGACAAAAGUUAAAAAAUUUGCAUCCCCAUAGAUGAAACAAUAAUGCUAGCAUAUUAAAAUCUCGGAUUUAAAAAAUUAAAAAGAAACACAGAAAAUAACAAUACAAAAUAGAACCUGUUAUUUAAAAAGUUAAAUAUAAAAUAAUAUAAGAAAAUUGGGUAGUAAACCUGAAGCUCACAGUAUGAGCUUGGAUAAAAAAAAUUGUAAUGUUUUUCAUAUCAUGAUGAACUCAACAUUACAAUAUACUUAAAUGUUUUUAAAGUGUUAGGAUGCAAAAUUGAUAAGGAUGAAAUAACAAACGAAAUACACUGAUAAAAAGUACCUUAUAAUUAUUAUAUAAUAAUUGUAUGGAAAUAAAAUGAUCGAAAAUAUGUUAAAUAAAAUUACGAUACUCUUA